AUGUUAAUCACUAAAGGCGGUGGUUGUGAAUCGCAGAUGUUUUAUUCUCAGUGGAAAUAUAUAUAUGGCGGGACCCCUCGAAUCAAAGAAAUUUAUGAUGCGAUGAUAAAACUAGUGGAAUUGUGUACAGAAACAAAUGUUAGUGUUGAUCGGUGGAUAUCUCGCCUUGGUUCUUGUGGUUGGCUUCAGUUUGUCUCUGAUAUGCUUACAUGUGCAGCAACAGUAGCCCAGUGUCUGCACUAUACAAGUAGCUCAGGAAAGCUGUUGUUAGAAGUACCAGUUGUAGUACAUGGUGCUGAAGGUACUGAUUCCACUCUUUUGAUAACUUCUUUGGCACAGCUUCUUCUGGACUCUGAUUCGCGUACUAUUCGAGGUUUUCAAUCCCUUGUUGAACGAGAAUGGAUUUGUGCUGGUCAUCCUUUCUCUCAGAGGUGUGCUCAUUCAGCUUUUGCCCCCAGUAACAUUGCAGAACCUUACGUAUCGCCAGUGUUUCUUUGUUUCUUAGAUUGUGUUUGGCAGGUAUACCAGCAGUUUCCAUGUUCGUUUGAAUUCACCGAAGAGUUUCUAAUAUUUUUAUUCGAGCAUGCUUAUGCAUCUGAAUUUGGAUCUUUUCUCGGAAACAAUGAGAAAGAAAAAGCGAAAUUUGGAGUUAAAAAUCGGACAGUGUCUCUAUGGUCAUAUGUAAACAAUCCAGAAAUAUUGCGUACGUUUGUGAAUGCUUUGUAUGAACCGAACCCAGCAGUGCUCUGGCCAUGUGUCGCCCCGCAGAGUAUCUAUUUUUGGGAACGCUUAUUUUUGCGCUGGAUUCGUGAGUGGAAGCAGAUGGAUGAUGUAAAACAAACAAUGGUGCAGUGGAAAGUACGAGAGAAGGAAUUACAAUCGAAGGUUCUUACUCUUCGAAGGCAGUUUAUGGAAUUAUCGAAAAGUAUGCAUCUCAUGAAUGCGUCUCACUAA
This is a messenger RNA of Thelazia callipaeda (thelaziosis nematode), 954 nucleotides long. The record is from the annotation of a GenBank genome assembly. NCBI's taxonomy places the organism in Eukaryota, Metazoa, Nematoda, Chromadorea, Rhabditida, Thelaziidae.